Molecule: messenger RNA, 1122 nt
Organism: Rotaria sp. Silwood2
Lineage: Eukaryota; Metazoa; Rotifera; Eurotatoria; Philodinida; Philodinidae
Source: the annotation of a GenBank genome assembly
AUGACUCAUCUGUCUCAUUCACUUUUUGAAGUACACAUAACUUUCGGAUUUAAAUCCGAAGUUUUCGCAUUUAUUUACAUUAAUCAUGGAAUUCACGAUCGGCGACUCUACAAUGUUCCAACAGCCAAUGAAGUCGCUACAGUUUUCGUAGGUGAAGAUAGUGAAAUUCCAACAUAUCGACAUAUUGCUAUUCAUCCACGUGGCCAAGGUCUUCAAAAGAUUCAAAUUAUAGAUCCCAACUGUGAUCCAAUGACUUAUCCUCUUUUAUUUCCUCGGGGAGAUAAAGGAUGGUACCCAGAAUUGGAAAAAAUUGAUCAAUUACGAAAUCGAAGAAGAGUAUCAAUGCUUCAAUUCUACAGCUAUCGAUUGGCUAUUCGUCCAACCUUCAGUGCCAUUCACUAUGGAGGAAAACUAUUCCAGCAAUAUAUUGUCGAUGCUUAUGUCAAAACCGAACAAAAUCGACUUGCAUUCCAUCGACAAAAUCAAAAGGCUCUUCGAGUAGAAUUAUACCAAGGUCUAAUGGAUCAUUUGGCAAAUGAAGCUGAAAUUGAAGGUUUAAGACCUGGACGUGUUAUAAUACUUCCAUCAAGUUUCCAAGGAAGUCCUAGAGCAAUGCAACAGAAUUAUCAAGAUGCAAUGGCAAUCGUCCGAAAAUAUGGAAAACUCGACUUAUUCGUCACAUUUACCUGUAAUCCAACAUGGAGAGAAAUCGAAGAACAGCUUUUUCCUGGUCAAACUCCAUCCGAUAGACCUGAUCUAAUUACCAGAAUCUUUAAACUCAGACUUAAUGAGCUUAUUGAUGAUAUCUUCAAGAAACAUAUAUUAGGACGAACGAUAGCCAAUGUCUUCGUAAUCGAAUUUCAAAAGCGUGGCUUACCACAUUGUCACAUGCUUAUUAUUUUGGCCAACGAAGAUAAGCCAAAGGAUGAAAACCACAUUGACCAUAUCGUCUGCAGUGAAAUACCAGAUCUUGCCCAAUUUCCACAAUUAUAUGAAUGUGUGAGAAGGCAUAUGAUACACGGACCAUGUGGAACAUUAAACCCACAUUCUCCUUGCAUGGAAGAUGACAAGUGCUCAAAAGAAUUUCAAAAAGAAUUUCAAAAUGAUACUCUUCCAAAUUAA